Molecule: messenger RNA, 2850 nt
Organism: Brassica rapa (field mustard)
Lineage: Eukaryota; Viridiplantae; Streptophyta; Magnoliopsida; Brassicales; Brassicaceae
Product: ATPase 6, plasma membrane-type
Biological process (GO): proton export across plasma membrane
Cellular component (GO): membrane
Molecular function (GO): ATP hydrolysis activity; P-type proton-exporting transporter activity; ATP binding
Source: RefSeq, a predicted model, not a curated record
AUGGCUGCUGAUAUUUCAUGGGAAGAAAUAAAGAAGGAGAACGUUGAUCUUGAGAAGAUUCCGGUGGACGAAGUGUUCCAACAGCUAAAAUGCUCAAGGGAAGGUCUGUCAUCAGAGGAAGGAAGAAACAGACUCCAGAUCUUUGGGGCCAACAAACUGGAAGAGAAAGUGGAAAACAAGUUCCUAAAGUUCUUAGGGUUUAUGUGGAAUCCACUUUCAUGGGUGAUGGAGGCAGCAGCAAUCAUGGCCAUCGUGUUGGCAAACGGUGACGGAAGACCCCCGGAUUGGCAAGACUUCGUUGGGAUCAUGUGUCUGCUUAUUAUAAAUUCAACAAUCAGUUUCAUUGAGGAGAACAACGCAGGUAAUGCCGCGGCUGCUCUCAUGGCCAAUCUUGCACCUAAAGCAAAGGUAUUGAGAGAUGGUAAAUGGGGAGAGCAAGAAGCUGCAAUGCUGGUGCCAGGUGACUUAAUCAGCAUUAAGCUGGGUGAUAUUGUUCCAGCGGAUUCUCGUCUCCUCGAAGGUGAUCCUUUAAAAAUCGACCAGUCUGCACUCACCGGUGAAUCUCUACCCGCCACUAAAUAUCCGGGAGACGAGGUCUUCUCUGGCUCCACUUGUAAACAGGGUGAGAUCGAGGCCGUUGUCAUCGCCACCGGUGUGCAUACCUUCUUUGGCAAGGCUGCUCACCUUGUUGACAGUACUAACAACGUUGGCCAUUUCCAAACGGUCCUAACCGCGAUUGGUAAUUUCUGUAUCUGCUCAAUCGCGAUAGGAAUGUUGAUUGAGAUAAUAGUAAUGUAUCCAAUCCAGCAUAGGAAGUACAGAGAUGGAAUCGACAAUCUUCUUGUCCUUCUCAUCGGAGGUAUCCCAAUUGCCAUGCCAACUGUCUUGUCAGUGACAAUGGCUAUUGGAUCUCAUAGGUUGUCUCAGCAAGGUGCCAUCACAAAACGUAUGACCGCCAUUGAAGAAAUGGCUGGCAUGGACGUUCUUUGCAGCGACAAAACCGGUACCCUCACUCUCAACAAACUAACCGUUGACAAGAACUUGAUUGAGGUUUUCUGUAAAAACGCGGACAAAGAUACAGUGAUACUACUCUCAGCAAGAGCAUCAAGAGUAGAGAACCAAGACGCCAUCGAUGCAUGCAUUGUCAACAUGUUGGGCGAUCCAAAAGAGGCGAGAGCUGGAAUAACCGAAGUCCAUUUCUUACCAUUCAACCCCGUCGAAAAACGUACCGCAAUCACGUACAUCGAUGGCAGUGGAGACUGGCAUAGAUGCAGCAAAGGCGCCCCCGAGCAAAUCAUUUCUCUCUGUGACCUCAAAGGAGAGGCACUAAAACGUGCGCACGACAUCAUCGACAAGUUCGCCGAGCGUGGCCUUCGUUCUCUCGGCGUUGGACGCCAAACGGUUCCUGAAAAGGACAAAGAAAGCGCUGGAACUCCUUGGGAGUUCGUUGGUCUUCUCCCGCUCUUCGACCCUCCGAGGCACGAUAGUGCCGAGACCAUCAGACGUGCGCUUGAUCUUGGUGUCAAUGUUAAGAUGAUCACUGGAGAUCAGUUGGCUAUUGGUAAAGAAACUGGUCGUAGGCUUGGGAUGGGAACUAACAUGUAUCCUUCCUCUUCUUUGCUCGAAAACAAAGAUGAUGCCACCGGUGGAGUUCCGGUUGAUGAGCUCAUUGAGAAGGCGGAUGGAUUCGCUGGAGUCUUUCCUGAGCACAAGUACGAGAUUGUAAGGAGACUCCAAGAAAAGAAACAUAUAGUUGGAAUGACCGGUGACGGUGUGAACGACGCGCCAGCGCUGAAAAAAGCAGACAUUGGUAUAGCAGUGGAUGACGCAACCGAUGCUGCAAGAAGCGCUUCGGAUAUCGUCUUGACCGAGCCAGGUCUUAGUGUGAUCAUCAGUGCGGUGCUCACAAGUCGAGCUAUCUUUCAACGGAUGAAGAACUACACAAUCUAUGCGGUUUCCAUCACCAUUCGUAUUGUCCUAGGCUUCAUGCUCGUGGCUCUCAUUUGGGAGUUUGACUUUUCUCCCUUUAUGGUUCUCAUUAUUGCGAUCCUUAACGACGGGACCAUCAUGACCAUUUCGAAAGACAGAGUCAAGCCUUCUCCGAUUCCUGAUUCGUGGAAGCUUAAAGAGAUCUUUGCUACUGGAGUUGUUCUUGGAACAUACAUGGCUCUCAUUACCGUCCUUUUCUUCUGGCUUGCUCAUGACACUGACUUCUUCCCGCAAAAGUUUGGAGUAAGAUCACUAAAAGGACAACCAGAGGAGUUGAUAGCAGUUUUGUAUUUGCAAGUCAGUAUAAUUAGUCAAGCACUAAUCUUUGUGACACGAUCAAGGAGCUGGUCCUUUGUGGAACGCCCUGGAUUUCUUCUUCUUAUUGCAUUCCUUAUUGCCCAACUGGCUGCAACAUUAAUUGCUGCUUACGCACAUUGGGAAUUUGCGAGAAUCAAAGGGUGCGGAUGGGGAUGGUGUGGAGUCAUCUGGAUUUACAGUAUCAUCACAUACAUUCCUCUUGACGUCCUCAAGUUCAUCACCCGCUACAUCCUUACUGGCAAAGCUUGGAAUAACAUGAUUGAGAAUAGGACUGCAUUCACAACCAAGAAAGACUACGGAAGGGGAGAAAGAGAGGCCCAAUGGGCUCUAGCUCAACGUACACUCCAUGGACUUAAACCCCCGGAGUCAAUGUUUGAAGACAAGGCAACCUUCACCGAGCUCUCUGAGAUCGCUGAACAGGCUAAAAAGCGUGCUGAAGUCGCAAGGCUAAGAGAAGUUCACACUCUCAAAGGCCACGUGGAGUCUGUCGUAAAGCUUAAGGGCCUUGACAUUGACAAUCUUAACCAGCACUACACCGUCUAA